Molecule: messenger RNA, 1187 nt
Organism: Drosophila hydei
Lineage: Eukaryota; Metazoa; Arthropoda; Insecta; Diptera; Drosophilidae
Product: androgen-induced gene 1 protein
Exons: 4
Coding region: 159-902 (247 amino acids)
Cellular component (GO): endomembrane system; membrane
Source: RefSeq, a predicted model, not a curated record
AAAAUAGAUUAAAAAAGUGAACUAUAUAAAAAAUCAAAAUUUACGUGUUGUCCGUCGUGUGCGCAAAAAGAUUUGUUUCGAAAUUCAAACAAUUGAAGCAAUCAACAACUAGCCAUAAAAUCCAUUAACUUAUUAACAUAUAUUUAGAGCUAUACAAGAUGACCAAAGUGGAGCUUUAUAAAUCGCGUGUCUUUGUGACAAUCAUUCAUCUGUGUGCGCUGGGACAAUUUGCCUAUGGACUCUAUUACAGCAGCUUUGAGGUGCAACGUAGCUAUAAAUUAAAGACGAGCUUCAGUCGUCGCUUGGUGCCGGAAACUUUUCCACAGAAACUGAGAUUUCUCAGCUAUUGGUCGCUGAUAAUACAAGCACUGUAUUACAUUGUCUCCCUCGUUAAUGAUUUUGUGGGCACAAAUGAGCUGGUUCCAAGGCGAGCGCCCGCUAUACGCCAAUUCAAGGAUUGGCUGCUGUCUACACUGGCUUUUCCAGUAGCCCUGAAUGUGGGCAUAACAUUCUGGACUCUCUAUGCUAUCGAUCGUGAGCUAGUUUUCCCCAAGGUGUUGGAUCCUGUGUUCCCAAGCUGGCUCAAUCAUGUUUUGCAUACAAAUAUUGUUGUCUUCAUUGUCCUGGAGAUGUUUACGUCAUAUCGUGCUUAUCCAUCACGCGCCAAGGGCUUAACUGGUCUGGCCAUCUUUAUGGGCAGCUAUCUAGUCUGGAUCCAUAUUAUCAAGCACUACUCCAAUGUUUGGGUGUAUCCUGUUUUAGAAGUCCUGCAGUUGCCACAGCGUAUUGUAUUCUUUGUUGCUGUGCUCGGCUUCACCUUUGCUCUGUAUCUGCUCGGAGAGUUCAUCAACAAUGUGGUUUGGGCCAAGGAGGUGAAACUCUCGCAGCGCAAAUCCAACUAGGCUGUGUAUGUCUUUAAAAAUCCCCUCAAAUAGUCAAUAAAAAGAUAACAAAUAAUAAAUUUUACACGAAUUGAGAACUUAAUUAAAUUGUUGUUAUCUAAUGCCACACACGAACUCUUUAGUAAAUUGGCUAAAUAGCGUUUCAAGUAUUAGAUUGCACUUUUGCAAAUUGCAAGUUCGAGUAUGCGUUGUUUAAAUUGUAUUAGAUGAGCAUCAUUAAUUUAUUGCCUAAUAAUUCAUAUCAAAUGCAAAUGCAAAAGCACAGCAAAACAAACAACUUAAAAC